Drosophila takahashii is the source of this 502-nucleotide messenger RNA. RefSeq names its product mitochondrial import inner membrane translocase subunit Tim13. NCBI's taxonomy places the organism in Eukaryota, Metazoa, Arthropoda, Insecta, Diptera, Drosophilidae. The record is from RefSeq and is a predicted model, not a curated record.
AUGGCGCCCAACCAUUACGACCUCGAGCGGAUUCGCCAGCAGAUCGUGCUGGCCAACAUCCAGGAGCUCAUCCAGAAGAUGACGCGUCGCUGCUUCAACGCGUGCAUCGCUCUUCCCGGCCUGGAGUUGCGCUCCACGGAACGCGACUGCCUGUCCAGCUGCAUGGAUCGGUUCAUGGACUCGGUUCAGGUGGUCUCGUGCCAGUAUUUCAGGCGCCGGCGCCGCCAGCAGCAGCUCCGUUUGAACCGCUUGGCUAGUGAAUCCUCCGCAUCCAGUGCUUCCAAGUGAGGGUUGAUUUCCCACAGAGGAAUAUGUAGACCGAUUGCAGAUAGCCUGAUGUGCUGUGUCUAACCCCCAGAUCUACGGUUUCCAACUGGAACCCAAAAGGGUUAAGGUCACUUGACCUCCCCCCUCAAAAAAAUGUCAUUUCCGAAGUGGAAAGGCAGAAAGUGGAUUUACUGCUGGCCUGGCGCCGCCAAUAAUGUCUUCCUGUUUGGUCCUU